UGGCUGUGCACUAGACUGCAUUACAAACAGACGAUACCAUCGCUUCAACAGCAUCCUUUCAGACAAGAGCCACUAUUUCCUGCUUCAGAGCAUCUGUCAUGCAAGUUUAAAGGAGCAGAAAUAAGAGACAGAAAUACACUGAACCAAAAGAUUCAGAAGAGCAAUAUAAGAAGUGGAAUCCCUAAGAAUGGCUUCCAGCUACUGGAAUGAAACCACUACCUCUGUUUACCAGUACCUUGGUUUUCAAGUUCAAAAAAUUUACCCUUUCCAUGAUAAUUGGAACACUGCCUGCUUUGUCAUCCUGCUUGUAUUUAUAUUUACAGUGGUGUCCUUAGUGGUUCUGGCUUUCCUUUAUGAAGUACUUGACUGCUGCUGCUGUGUAAAAAACAAAACCGUGAAAGAUUUAAAAAAUGAACCGAACCCUCUUAGAAGUAUGAUGGACAACAUCAGAAAACGUGAAACUGAAGUGGUCUAGCCUUCUACAGAAGAUGAACAAAAUCUUUUGAGAGUGGUUCGACCUCAUCUGAGAAAAAAAAAAAUCUGACACCAACUGUCAUUACAAAACUGAUUCUGGCAAUGAAUAGUUAAAAGAUUUCUAGUAAAAGAGAAAAACAAGUAUGCACUGUUUGUGUGUGUAUCCCUUUCAUUAAAUAUACAGUAAAACUUCA
Molecule: messenger RNA, 668 nt
Organism: Nycticebus coucang (slow loris)
Lineage: Eukaryota; Metazoa; Chordata; Mammalia; Primates; Lorisidae
Gene: SMIM18
Product: small integral membrane protein 18
Exons: 3
Coding region: 188-475 (95 amino acids)
Source: RefSeq, a predicted model, not a curated record